AGAAAAGAAGUGCUUUAUUUUUACAGCAUCCUUUGCUAAUGAUCACAAACAUAACAUAAGGAAAUUGAAAGAGUCAAAGAUAAGCACCUGUAUUCCAAAGGCUCCCCAAAAAAUCAUGUAUUUGUAAGAAAAGGUAGUUAUCCUGCUUCCACUGAAACAAACAUAACAACCACAGGGUAUUUUUUGCAUUUAACAGUAUGAGUUGGAUGAGAGCGGGCCAUCCUCAGUCUUGUUUGUAAAUGCUGUUUGGUGUAAGAUACAGGAAAACAAUUUACAUUUAGCACAAAGAAGAAUGCAUUGCUGCUGAUGGUGAGGAGUCUUUGCUAAGAUUUAAAAUCACUAUCAUCUUUUCAAUACCAAAGUGGCAUAACUGACCAAUGUUUAACCUGAAGAUUACUAUGACUAUACUGGAAGAUACAGACAAAAAUAAAUGAAUUAGGUUUACAGAAUGCCUAUUAGCCUGGGAUUUUGCCUAAGAUAUAUAUUUUUUAAUGUACUGAUAUCAGUAAUUCAGGGUGUGGGCUGACAUUACAGAUAAAAACAGCCAACUGUUUUCAAAGGGCAGCUCUGCCUCCAACACACACACACUCUGACAAUUCUGCAUACCAACACUGGGGUCAUCUGAUGCCAUAUGGAAUCAGUCUGAGCAACCCAACAUCAGAAAACAAAAGUUCCACAAAAAGCAGCAAUCAGUAGGCAGCUUAUUUGGCCAAAUGACCUUUAUAAGUGAAUAUAAAUACCUGUAUAAAGGUACAUUUUCAAAACAGGACAGAAUACUAUUUUAAAGUCCUGCAAAUGAAUACUACUUCAUAUCCUUUUUGUGAUCAGUGGGCUGGUGAAAGGGAAUACUGUCGCCACCGACAUAUUUUAGUUAAUUAUACGGAAUACAUGAGCCAGCAAUAUGCCCUUGUGGCCAAGAAGGCCAAUGCUAUCCUGGGGCACAUUGAAAAGGAUGUGGUCAGCAGGUUGAGAAAACUGACCCUCCCUCUCUCCUCUCUGCCCUGCUGAAGCCACGUCUGGAGUACCAGACCAAUUCUGGGCUCCUCAGUUCAAGCACAGGGAACUUCUAGAGGGAGUCCAGCAGAGAGCUACAAAGAUGAUUAAGGACCUGGAGCACCUUAGGAGAAAGGCUGAGAGACCUGUUAGACUACCCAGUCUGGAGAAGACUGUGAGGGAAUCUUACCAGUGCUUAAUAUGCUAAAUAUCUAAUGGGUGGCAGUCAAGUGGAUGGGGCCAGGCUCUUUUCCGUGGUGCGCAGCAACAGGACAAGCAGCAACAGGCACAAACUGGCACACUGGCAUAUGUGUGUACGUUCCAUACAAACAUACCAAGUGUUUUACUGUGAACUUACAGAGCACUAGAACAGGCUGUCCACAGAGUUGUGGGACCUCCUUCUUCGGGCAUAUUCCAAACCCACAUGGAAACCCUCCUGUGCGACCUGCUAUGGGGAACCUGUUCUAGUAGGGAGUUGGACUGGUGGAUCUCCAGAGGUCCCUGCUGACUCCUACGAUUCUGUAAUUUGUGAGUUUUCUUCUACAGCAGCCGUUCCAUGAUUAUAGACUGGCUGCGGGCGGGAAAAGCGCCUGAGGCGAGGCCACGCCUCUCCACAAGACGCCGCUACGCGCAUGCGCAUCCGGCGCACAACCACAGCCGCCACGGCUGCGGGCGCGGGAACCUGUGGAGGUGCCGUCGUGCAGAGCUGGCGGCUGCCAUGGGCGAAGCGACGCGGCCCCAGCGCCCCGGGAUCGGCGUAGGGGUGGUGGUCACCAGCCCCGCGCACCCCAACUGCGUCCUGCUGGGCAAAAGGAAAGGCCCGAUAGGAGCCGGCACGUACCAGCUCCCCGGAGGCCACCUGGAGUUCGGGGAGAGCCUGGCGGAGUGCGCCGCCAGAGAGGCGCUGGAGGAGGCGGCGCUGCGCCUGCACAACGUGCGCUUCGCUUCCGCCGUCAACUCCGUGUGCGCCGCCGAGCGCUACCACUACGUCACCGUGCUCAUGAAGGGCGAGGCCGAGCCGGGGGAGGAGCCGCGCAACUGCGAGCCCGACAAGAACGAGGGUGAGGAGUGGGAGUGUGCGGGGCUGCAGCGCGGGUCUUUGAGCAACCGCUGGCUUAACAUUGAGCGUUGGGAAUGGGUUAAAUGGGACGAGUUUCCCCCGGCGGAGCAGCUCUUCUGGGCUCUGCGGUGCCUGAGGGAACAAGGCUACAACCCUUUUACAGAAGACCUCGAUCACCUGAAGGGGUACACAGGGAGCCACCAGCUGGAAUAAAACCUGGUGGUGCAACAGCCCGAAGGACAGAGCUGCUUCUGUGGUGCAGAAAUCAAAAGGAUGGGUCGUGCUGACUUUGCCUAUGUAAAAGCAGUCUGAACUGCAGGGCAGUGCUUUCAGCUGAGUUGUCACGCAUCCAGGAGGUACACAGGGCUGCCUUCCAAGCAACUGCAAACAUCUUCUGUAGCUGUUAAUGAUUAAUGUUUUCCUUUAGGCAUAUUGUUUUAAUCUGGGGAAUCUUUAUACAGAUGAGAUGCCCUUUGGAAGUAAACGAGAAACUCAGUUGGAAACAGUUGUAGCAGUGUGCCCAAGGGAGAAUGAUUUGUUUAAGCAACGGUCCUGGUUUCUGCAUAAAGCUGUUUUGUAUAUCAUGCUGUGUUCUUGCAAGUAUACAUCUAGUAUACAUCUAGCCUGGUCUAGUAUUAAACGUGGAGGUUGGCAGCCCUACCUGCAGCAGGGAGCUUGGAGCUUGAUGAUCCUGGAGGCCCCUUCCAACCCCAACUGUUCUAUAAAUGUAUGAUUUUGGACCGAUCUUUAAACUUAGCCUAGUUUUACAGCUCCAGUUAAGAUGCUUCCAGCAUCCCUAUGAAACAAAAGUCCUGUUUUCCACAGAAUGUUAUGUUCUCCUACACUAUGCUUGGAAAUCAGUACUAUAAACGUUAAAAGAUUGCUGCAGAGGAUGAAAAUUCUCUGACCCUUUUUGCCACCCCCUUUCACCUACCUUUUGUUUGCACCCCCAGUUGUGAUAGAACUUGUUUACAGAAGUACUUCAGAUCUCAGUUGAUUGUCAUUUCUGACCAUGUUACCAAAUUCGAGGAGGUUAAUGUCAAAGCACCUGCAGUCCUCUGCGAGGCUGACAGAACUAACACAGUGAAGAAACAGAUUCUUUUGUAGGUGUGUAGCUCUGUGUCAGACAGCUGCACUUCUUGGCUUAGGAAGGCUGUCAGUAUUAAACAGCACAGAUGGGUGUCAUCCUUUACGGCCAAUAAGACUUGAUUAAAAUCUUCAUUUUCUGCAUGGGGGGACCCAAAAAAUAAUCACUUAACUGCCUUUUUUUUCCUCUCCGGGGUUAUUUCAAAACACAUUUGUUUUGUUUAGCUAUGCCCAUUGUAGAAAAUUACCUGAGAUGUGUUUAUUUUCUUUAAAUAAAACAGGCACAAUAGUGGAAGAUUAAAAUUGUCUCCAAGUUAAAAUUA
Gallus gallus (chicken) is the source of this 3462-nucleotide messenger RNA. RefSeq names its product nudix hydrolase 15 (gene NUDT15). The record is from RefSeq and is a predicted model, not a curated record. Gene Ontology annotation, biological process: dGTP catabolic process. Gene Ontology annotation, cellular component: cytosol. Lineage: Eukaryota; Metazoa; Chordata; Aves; Galliformes; Phasianidae. Gene Ontology annotation, molecular function: 8-oxo-7,8-dihydrodeoxyguanosine triphosphate pyrophosphatase activity. The transcript has 3 exons. The coding region runs from base 1550 to 2266 and encodes 238 amino acids.